AUGGCGGAUGCAGAUCCGAGCCGGCGAAGAGCUGGUGUCUUUGAAGUGUUUUCUUGGGUCACAGGCGAAGGAGAAAGUGACAGCGAUAGUGACUUUGAUAUGCCAAAUGAUGGCAGUGAUUCAGAAUUCGAUGUCAUUGAUAAUUUGAGUUCAGAUUCCGAGGGAAAUGGCCGAAUUUCGGAUGCAGUGAGGGAAGAUGGGGACGGACAUGUUUUGGUGAGGAGCGGCGAUUGCGAGGCACAAAAUAACAUCACAACCUCCGAUAACCCGUGGAUUAUCGUACAGGAGCCGGAAAAUGAGGAUCAUUUGGAUAUACAUGUACCAGACUUUUCUGUGCGACAUCCUGGUCCUAGAAAUGCACCUGCUAGAAACUCUGACCCAAUAGAAUAUUUCAGUUUGUAUUUUGACGAGGACAUGUUUGUUCAUUUGGUUCGAGAGACAAAUGCAUACGCAUGUAAUUUUCUAAACGAGCCCAGCACUGUUCACUGGAUUGACACUCGCCAAGCCUCACGUUUUAAGAAAUGGCCAGAAAAUGGGAUAGGAGUGGUGGAAAUGAAAAAAUUUCUGGGGUUGUGCAUAAACAUGGGACUGAUUCGAACUGCGGGUAAGGAGUUAAAUGUUGUCUACGAUGAUGGCCAAGCUCACGGCGUUGUCAUGAGACUGAUGGAAGUUUGUAACCUCCUUAACAAAGGGUACCAUUUGUUUACGGACAAUUUCUAUACCAAACCAAAGCUGGCUGAAGCUCUUUUUGAGCAGAAAACACUGCUCACAGGAACUGUGCGUGUAAAUAGUAAAGGGCUUUCAAAGGACGUCGCCAAUGCCAGACUACAGCCAGGUGAAACUCUGUAUGCAAGGAAAGACAACAUUUUGACUGUUACUUUUCGGGAGAAAAAAGCCAGAGGAAACCAGAAUGUAGAGAAGGAAGUCCGAGGCAAGGUGAAGCAGAAACCAGCGAUGGUGUUUCACUACAACGUUCAUAUUGGGGGAGUAGACCUCAGUGAUAAGAAGAUCUGUCACAUUGCAGCUGAGCGUCCGACACAUCGCUACUGGGUCAAAAUUUUCAGAAACCUACUUGACAUAGCAAUUUUGAACUCCUAUGAAGUGUACAAGCUCAACACUGAUCGAGAAAAAAUGUUAGACAAGCACGGUUUUGUUGUGGCAAUUGUUGAGUCUCUCUGUGGCAGUUUGGAGAAGCAGCCGCCUGCAACGCCCCCUGCUCCAGAGCAUCACCUCAAACUUCUUGAUGGAAGGAAAGAGAGAGACUGUGUGGUGUGUAGUGACCGAUAUAGUGAUGGGGUGAGAAAGCGAUCACGGCAUUGGUGCCCAGGGUGUAACGUUGGAUGUCACGCAAACUGUGAGCCAAAUCUUGAACAUUACCCGAGACCUGCACGCGUCGGUCGAAAACGACGUGUCGCUCCAGGGGUACUCGAUGAGCGCGAAAUGUAACUGUAAAUUAUUGUAACACAGUGUUACAAAGUGUGUAUCAUACAGUGACUUUGAAUAAGAAUUCCCUGAAUGACUGAUUUCAUUACAGAACAUUAUACAUGAUGUUGUCAACAUGAACUGAACACUGAAAUGACAAAAACGAACAAAUGAUAGUAUGCGUAAUUGUUUUAUUUGGCCAAUAACUGAGGAAAUAUGAAGUAUUUUACAUAAAACCUUGUGAUUUUCUGAAAGCUGAAUACAUUUCCUACAAAAUGAGUAUGUCUGUUUUUCAAUUUGGGCAAGCACUAAGGUGUGAUGAGGGUUGGUAACCUCAUGGUAUUAAUUAUUCCAUAAUAAACGAGGCGGCCAUCUUGGAUCACAUGACCAUAUAGGGGGCGCCACCGUACCAAACUAUAGCUUAUUUUGUAGUCCGGGUUAUAUGCUUCAUAAAUAUGUAUAAUAUUAUGGGCUUCCAAAAGCUGCCUGGAAUAAGAUGUGGUCUCAAUGAGAUGUGUACAUUUAAAUAUGAAUACUUUGCCAUUUAGCCAUAAUACAUACUGCCAUAUAUAGGGUUAAUGAAUCCUGUAGUGUUUGGUUGACACUUUACAGUAUUUUCCAUAAGAUAUGAAUACAUUCAUACUAAUAUUUUAACAUUCCAGUAAUGUUAACAAGAGUUGGUCCCUUACUAUCAAUGCCCUUCACAGCAAACUGUCCCCUUUUGUGUUCAGACUGGAUUCACACACAAGCCUCUAUAUUGUGAUUUCUGGACAUGGAAUCUCAUGACAUUAUUCACAUAAACAUCUUGUAUGAUAGAUAUAAAUGGAUGGUGAAAGUUAGUCCCAGUAUACAUUUAGACCUAAGUUUAUUCC
This is a messenger RNA of Liolophura sinensis, 2294 nucleotides long. RefSeq names its product piggyBac transposable element-derived protein 4-like. Lineage: Eukaryota; Metazoa; Mollusca; Polyplacophora; Chitonida; Chitonidae. The record is from RefSeq and is a predicted model, not a curated record. Bases 1 to 1446 code for a protein of 481 amino acids. The transcript is spliced from 3 exons.